UUGAACAUUUAAUGUCCUUUUUGUUUCAUUGCUCCACUGGGGCUGCCACAGCAAAUGCCCACAAACCGGGAGGCUUCAAACCACAGGAAUUUGUUCUCUCACGGUUCUGGAGGCCAGGAGUCUGCGAUCCAGGUGUGGGCAGGGCCAGGCUCCCUCCAAAGGCUCUAGGAGAGGGUCCUUCCUGCCUCUUCCAGCUUCUUGGGGCCCCAGACAUCCUUGACUUGUGGCCACAUCACUCCAAUCUCUCCUCCGUCUUCACAUGGCCGUCUUCCCUCUGUAUCUGAAUAUCUGUCUUCGUGUAAGGACACCUGUCAUUGGAUGAAGGGCCCACCCCACUCCAGUAGGACCUCAUCUUAGCUGAUUACAUCUGUAAAGACCCUGUUUCAAUUAAGAUCACAUUCACGGGUGCCGGGGUGAGGACUUGGACAUACGUUUCUGGGAGACAUAAGCAUGCCCUAAGUGACUGGUCACCUCUCGAUUCAGCAUCUUUCUCCCCUAAACUGGGCAGAACACACACUGCCACGGUUUGCAUCUCUGAACCUGUAUUUUGAGUGGUCCUGUGUCUACAUUCGUCCUGAGAGCCAUUCAUGUUUCUGAUUACGGCCAUUCAGGGCUGAGGGAUGGCUUUCUCUUGUCACACACUCUGUGAUGCCUUAAAUGCUUAUUUCCAAGCAGUAGGGGCACCUCCCUGGGUCCCGAGGCCAUGUGGCCAAAGUCUUCCAUUCCCACUUGGCCUUGAAGCAUGGUCCUGGAGAAGGCCACGGGUUGUCCAUCUUUCCACAGUGACCCAUCCGGCGAGGAGACGCUCAGUGUGCAGGCCCCCUACUGCAUCACCAGCUGGGUGGGCGAGGCUGUGGGUCUGUCCACUGCUUGGGGCCUGGGUGUCGCUGAGCCCACCCUGCUGAAGACCUUCAAGUCCUUCUUGGUAGACUUCACACUGCCCCCCAGCGAGGUCCGCGGGGAGCAGACCAAGAUCCCGCUCAGCAUCUACAACUACAUGGGCACCUGCUCAGAGGUGUACAUGAAGAUCUCGGUUCCCAAGGGUGUCCGAUUUGUCGGGCAUCCUGGCAGAUGCCAUCUGACCAAGAAGAUGUGCAUGAUCCCCGGGGAGGCUGAGCCCAACUGGGUGGUUCUGUCCUUCAGCGACCUGGGGAUCAGCAACAUCACAGCUGAAGCGCUGGCGUUUGGAGAAACGAGCUGCUGCCGAGAUGUGAAGUCAGUCAGACACGUGGAGGAGGAUCCCGCCGACAGGAGGGGCCCCGUUGGGAGGGAUCACGUCAGACACAGCGUGCUGGUUGAGCCCGAGGGAGCUUCCCGUGCGUACAGCUACAGCACUUUCUUCUGUCCCAACGCGGAAGUCCACAUCUCCACACCCAACAAAUACGAAUUCCAGUACGUGCAGCGGCCGCUGCAUGUCACCCGUUUGGACGUGGCUGUGUGAGCCCACAACGACGCCCGCGUGGCCUUGUCCCCUGGGCCCAAGGACACCACAGGCAUGAUGGAGAUCGUCCUGGGGGGGCACCAGAACACCAAAUCCUGGAUCUCCACCAGCAAGAUGGGCGAGCCCGUGGCCAGCACACACACAGCCAAGAUCCUCUCCUGGGAUGAAUUCAAAACCUUCUGGAUCAGCUGGCAUGGAGGACUCAUCCAGGUCGGCCAUGGUCCAGAGCCAUCAAAUGAGUCUGUCCUUGUGGCCUGGACCCUCCCCAGGGCACCAGAGGUCCAGUUCAUUGGCUUCUCCACUGGCUGGGGCUCCAUGGGCGAGUUCCGCAUCUGGAGGAAGGUGGAGGUGGAUGAGAGCUAUAGCGAGGCCUUCACCCUGGGGCUCCCACACAGCGCCAUUCCUGGCUCUGAGCGGGCAGCUGCCUCCAUUGUAGGAGACGUCAUGGGAACAACCCUGCACCACCUCAGCAGCCUCCUGCGGCUGCCCUUUGGCUGAUCCAUGAUCCACUUUGCGCCCAAGAUCUAUGUCCUGAAAUAUCUUCAGGACACCCAGCAGCUCAGCCCCGAAGUGGAGAAGGAGACUGCUGAUUCCCUGGCACAAGGCUACCAGCGACAGCUGACCUACAGGCACCAGGACGGCUCCCACAGUGCAUUCAGGGAGCGAGACGCAUCAGGGAGCAUGUGGCUCACUGCCUAUGUCCUGAAGUCCUUCGCCCAGGCACGCAGCUUCAUCUUCAUCGACGAGAAGGAGCUGGUGGCUGCCAGGGGCUGGAUGGUCCAGCAGCAGCGGGUGGACGGCUCCUUCCCAGCCGUGGGCAGGAUCCUGAACAAGGACAUCCAGGGCGGGAUCCGUGGCACCAUCCCGCUGUAUGUGGAGCCUGCGUUCCUGGAGACGGGCACGGCCUCGGAGGAGGAAAGGGGCGCCAUUGCCAGAGCGAGGCCCUUCCUGGAAUCCCACGCACCCCUGGCCGGGGACCCCUACAGCAGUGCCCUGAUUUCCUACGCUCUGACCCUGCUCCGCAGCCCUGCAGCCCCCAUGGCCCAGCAAAAGCUCCGCAGCCUGGCCAUCACCCAGGGUAGUCCUGGCCUUGCGGAUGGGGUCACCCACUGGAGCCUGACUCAUUCCUGGGACGUGGACAAGGACGCAUUCCUGAGCUUCAGCAAUGGGGCCUCUCAGUCAGUGGUCUCAGCCAAGGUGGAGACGACAGCUUAUGCCCUGCUGACCUACAACCUCCUGGGAGGUGUGGCCGCUGCCCUGCCUGUGGUGGAGUGGCUGUCCCAGCAGCAGAAUGAGCCUGGGGCCUUCUCCUCCACGCAGGACACAUGUGUGGCUCUGCAGGCCUUGGCAGAGUAUGCCAUCUUGUCCUACGCUGGCGUCAACCUCAUUGUCUCCCUGACCUCCACCAACCUGGACUACCAGGAGGCCUUUGAGCUGCACAGGGACAACCAGAAGGUUCUGCAGACGAUGGCGUCUUCCCAGAUCCCCAGCCUCCCCAUGGGGCUGUUCGCCAGGGGCAAAGGCUGCUGCCUGAUGCAGAUUGAGGUCACCUACAACGUGCGGGACCCGGUGGCCAAGCUGGCCUUCCAGCUCCUCAUGAGCCUCCAGGAGUCCGAGGCCAAGCGGUGCCAGAACCCCAGGCCUGCCUCCUUGGCCAAUGAUGAUAACCCAGAGACCGACCAGCAUCACCGAGAGUACCAGGUGACCCUGGAGGUGUGCACCAGGUGUCCGCAUGCAGGGUCCUGCAACAUGGCGGUCCUGGAGGUGCCCCUGCUCUUGGGCUUCCGGGCGGACGUCAAGAGCCUGGAGCAGCUGCUCCGUGACAAGCACGGCGAGCUGAAGAGGUACGAGGUGGCUGGACACAAAGUACUCUUCUACUUUGAUGAGAUCCCUGGUCUGUGCCUGACGUGCGCGCGGUUCCGGGCGCUGCGCGAGCACGUGGUGGGCAGGACGUCGGCGCUGCCCGUCUCCGUGUACGAGCGUGCCUUCGAGGCCACGCGCUUCUACAACGUCGGCGCGCGCAGCCCGCUCGCUGGAGAGCGAGCCCGGCCCAGGGCCCCAGAGGACCCGCUGAGCAGAGUAGGGGUGGCCGGCUGGUCCCCCGGCGAGCGGGGUCCCGCAGCCAUCCCAGAGGAGGGGGCGGCAAUCACGCGCUGCGGCUACGCCCGCGGCUGUGGCGCCCGCGGGGCCCAGCUGUGCGGCUCCGACGGCGUCGUCUACGCCAGCGCCUGCCGCCCACUGGAGCCCGCACCCCUUGGCCGCUGCGUGCUUGCACCCUCCCAACCAGUCCCCCUUCCUUCCAGAGCAGCCAGCGACAGCCUCUGCAUCAUACGCGUACGACUAUGA
Molecule: messenger RNA, 3787 nt
Organism: Equus quagga
Lineage: Eukaryota; Metazoa; Chordata; Mammalia; Perissodactyla; Equidae
Gene: CPAMD8
Product: C3 and PZP like alpha-2-macroglobulin domain containing 8
Cellular component (GO): extracellular region
Molecular function (GO): endopeptidase inhibitor activity
Source: RefSeq, a predicted model, not a curated record